Stylophora pistillata is the source of this 1002-nucleotide messenger RNA. RefSeq lists its product as uncharacterized. Lineage: Eukaryota; Metazoa; Cnidaria; Anthozoa; Scleractinia; Pocilloporidae. The record is from RefSeq and is a predicted model, not a curated record.
AUGGGGUACACACUCAUCAAAAUCCGCGAAGUAUGGCAUUUCCAGCAUAAACGGGGGGGUCUCUUAGCCCCUUACGUCGACACCUGGCUCCAAAUCAAGCAGGAAAGUAGCGGGUAUCCCGCCUGGUGUCAGACGGAAGAGCAAAAAGGCGACUAUCUUUGCCAGUAUAAAGAGCGUGAAGGAAUAGACCCGGAUCCUACCAUGAUCGCUAAAAACCCUGGGAGGAAAGCCACGGCCAAACUCAUGCUGAAUUCGUUCUGGGGCAAGUUUGGUCAGAAUUGUAAUAAAUGGAAAGCGUAUCAAAUCACACAUCCCGCCUCUCUUUUAAACCUGAUCGAUGACCCGCUGGAACAGGUACAAGGAAUCUUAUCCCCGGAACUGGUGGAAGUGGUGGCUAAACGAGAACACGAAGACCCUCCCGAAGGUCGGGCUACAAAUGUCUUUAUUGCCGCCUUCACCACGUGCCAGGAACGCCUUAAACUGUAUGAGUCACUGGAAAUUUUGCAAGAGCGCGUCCUCUAUUACGACACCGAUUCGGUGGUCUACAAGUGGAAGCCGGGAGAGACAGAAAUUGCUUUGGGAGAUUAUUUGGGCGAUAUGACCAACGAGUUAGACCAACGGGAUCAUAUCGUGGAAUUCAUUUCGGCGGGAGCCAAGAAUUAUGGGUACGUCACCGCUCAAGGAAAAUCUUGCAUAAAAGUCAAAGGGUUUUCAUUAAACGUGCGUGGUAUGGCGCAACUCACUUACGACGUCAUGAAACAAGACAUCUUGGACGAAAUACGUCACCCCCUGGAAGACCUGAGAAAAAUGGAUAUAGUGAACCCCCUGCAUUUUGUCCAUUAUCCCGUCAAGAAAAGGAUACGGACAGAAGCACGAGUCAAAUCAUAUCGACUCGUGUUUGUUAAGCGAGUCAUGGACAGUGGUAUAUUUAGGUCGUUUCCUUACGGAUACAAACGAUUACAUGCAGAGGAUAAAGAAUUCGUAAACCUUUUAGUGUAUUAA